This is a messenger RNA of Larimichthys crocea (large yellow croaker), 665 nucleotides long. RefSeq names its product immunoglobulin superfamily member 21. The record is from RefSeq and is a predicted model, not a curated record. Gene Ontology annotation, biological process: heterophilic cell-cell adhesion; homophilic cell-cell adhesion. The coding region runs from base 176 to 469 and encodes 97 amino acids. The transcript is spliced from 3 exons. Lineage: Eukaryota; Metazoa; Chordata; Actinopteri; Sciaenidae. Gene Ontology annotation, cellular component: adherens junction.
CUUCCUGUACUAUAUGUUUACAGACUAUAUGAGAUUCUUCCAAAUUGGUAGAACACCAUUUGCUUUCAAAUGUACACACCUUUUCACCAGUUAGAUCACUUUUCUUUCCCAGCUCUCUCCUCACAUACCUGUGUGUGUAUGUGUGUGUGUCCAGAGCGAGGUCUUCCCUGAGCCCAUGUUCACCUGGUCCAAGGUCGGUGGGCGUCUGCUGGAUGGCAGUGAGGAGCAUGAUGGAAGAGAACUUGUCCUGGAGAGGGUUCCCGCUGAGCUUAAUGGAUCUAUGUUCCGCUGUACAGCCGAGAAUCCUCUGGGCUCCACAGACACCCACACUCGCCUAAUUGUGUUCGAUAACCCAAGAUUGAAGAAGGGAAAAGAGCAUUUUGUUGCCAUCAGCAUAGCAGUCAAUCAGUGCUCCCUCACAUUCCUGUCCAUGUUGCUGGCCCUGAGCUUUACCUGUGAGCUGACGUGAUCCAAGCCCCUGCAGCUCCUCCGAACAAGCACUACCACCCAUGUCUACCUGAGACACCUGCUCUUUGAUGAUCCCCUGGCAGUAGCUAUAACCUUCAUGCAGAUGUUAGCAAUAACACUAAGCGUUGCUGGAACAUGAAAGAUGCAGCAGGACUUCAACCCUGGGUGAGAGGACCGAUACUGAUUGAGACAAAAGU